Molecule: messenger RNA, 1854 nt
Organism: Trichoderma virens Gv29-8
Lineage: Eukaryota; Fungi; Ascomycota; Sordariomycetes; Hypocreales; Hypocreaceae
Exons: 2
Coding region: 1-1854 (617 amino acids)
Biological process (GO): intracellular iron ion homeostasis; copper ion import; iron ion transport
Cellular component (GO): plasma membrane
Molecular function (GO): ferric-chelate reductase activity
Source: RefSeq, a predicted model, not a curated record
AUGACGGGCCUCGGCUCCGAUGUCAACCAUCGCUUUGCGCGUGCCUACUGGUACAUUACAGCCACGGUUGUUGGAUCACUCAUGGUGGUUCGCGGCAUCAACCACGUUGGCGCUGUAAAAAGACUCAAAGCUGCUCGCUCCCAGUCAACCCCCCAUUCAACUCGUCCCGAUGGCCCCCUCACCCAGUCCUGGGCCACCGCAACCGCCAUGAUCCGCGAAAUGAGCCAUCCCCAGCUCUUCGUCCCCCUCCGCCACUUCACCUGGCUCACGCCCCCUCCCCUGGGCCGCGUCCUCGUCCUUCUCUGCUACUGGGCCGUCAUCAUCUACUUCAUGACCUGGCGCUCCGUCAUCCACGACGUCUACUUCUGGGAGCGUAUCGGCUACCGCAACGCCUGGGUCACCCUCACGCAGCUCCCGAUGCUGUUCCUCCUGUCCACAAAGGUCAACGUCAUCGGCUUCCUCGUCGGGACGAGCCACGAGCGUCUCAACUGGCUGCAUCGCUGGGUGGCGCGCACAAUGUUUGUCACCUGCACCGUCCACGGCUUCAACUUCUGGACCGAGUGGGUGCGCGCCGACUUUGUCGAGCUCGAACUGGAAAUCAUGCCCAUGGUCAAGUACGGCCUCGGCGCCUGGGCCAUUCUGCUGUGGAACGUCGUCGUCGGCUUCGUGCCCAUUCGAAGGAUCGCGUAUGAGCUCUGGGUCCUGCAGCACGUUGCCUCCUCCAUCGUCAUGUUGGUGCUCGUCUACCUGCACAUUCCCACCAACGCCCGCUUCCUCUUCUGGCUGGCCGUCUCGUUCCUCGUCUUCGACCGCGCCGCACGCUGGGCGCUUCUCCUGUGGCAGAACCUGAGCGUCAAGGCCGGCGGAUCGGCUUGUCAGGGCCGAAGACGAGUUGGCCAUCAGAUCUUAGCCCGAGCCGUGGGCGAUUCAACAACCGUCGUCACCAUCAAGGACGUUCACUUCGACUGGACUCCCGGCCAGCACAUCUACCUGUGGAUUCCGCGAUUGGGGCCCCUCGAGGCUCACCCGUACACCAUUGCCUGUGCGCGCAAGAUGGAGGGAACGUGUUGCUGCAACAGCAUCCAGUUGAUCCUCCGCAAGCACAAGGGCUUCUCCAAGCGCAUCCACGACUACGCCUCCAAGAAUCCCGAAGCCUCGCUCAUCGGAUUCCUCUCCAGCCCGUACGGCACGCCUCCUCGCUGGGACAUUUACGAGACAAUGGUCCUCAUCGGCGCUUCGACUGGAGCAUCCUUCACGCUGCCGCUGCUAGAAGCUGCAGCUCAGGCCGACUUUGUAGGGUGCGUCAGGCGUGUUGAAGUGCUGUUCGUCGCCAGGACAUUCAAGGAAAUCGAGUACUACGUCCAACGCGCGCAAAAAGCAGGUGAAGCCCUCAUGGAAAAGGGCGUCUCCGUCAACAUCCACGUUGCCAUCACCAACUCCGCCCUUGGCACCGACGGCCUCCCCCUCUCCCGCAACGAGAGCAUCACAUCCCAAAUCUCCGCCAUCUCUCGGGCCAGCAACACCAGCUCCGAGCUCGAAGAGCCCAUCAAGGGAGCCGAGAAGUCAUCCUGCUGCUGCGACAACAAGGACCCCGGCCCCGCUGCCAGCGAUGAAAAGGCCCCCCCGCCAAGCCUCCCCGUCAUCCGCGAAUACACCACCCGCCCCAGCAUCGAGCAGCUGAUCCGGCAGCCCGUUGAAGCGGCCUACGGUGAGACUGCUGUUGUCGUCUGCGGAGGGCCCGAGAUUGUCGCGUCGACGCGCAACCGCGUGAGCAGGCUGAGUGACGAGCGAGCGGUGCACAAGGGGACGGGAGCUCAGGGCAUUUAUCUGCAUGUCGAAGAGUAUUCUUUUUAA